AUGAUUCCAUCGAUCGCAUCUCGGCUGGAUAUAUUAGCCGAUAUGGCUGAUCAAAUGGAACAAAAUGAAGAAAAUACAAAUGUAAAUCCACAACAAUUAUUUUUACAAUAUUUAUUUCAAUCAUUACAAAAACAACAACAGCAACAACAAAAACAAACUGAUGAACCCAUUGAUUUUUCUACUAAAAUAACUGAACAAUCUUCCUUAUCCAUCCAAAAUAAACAUAAUCAAGUCACACAUCCAUUUAGUUCUUAUUUAUCAUCAAUAUCAGAUAAUUCAAAUACAGAUAUUUUAAAACAAUUUAACAGACAUAAACAAGAUCUAUCUAUUCCAUUGAAGAAACGUAGCAGAUCAAAUACAUCAACACCACCACCACUAAUUGAUACAAAUCCAAAUAGUAGUUAUUCCGAACGACGAAAAAAAAAUAAUGAAGCUGCUAAACGUAGUCGUGAUGCACGACGUAUUAAAGAAGAUGAAAUUGCAAUACGAGCUACUUGGCUUGAACAAGAAAAUCUUAAACUUCGACUUGAAAAUGCACAAUUAAAACAAGAAAAUGUUCAACUUCGUUGUAAAAUUUAUAAUUCAAAUGAAUCUUAA
Messenger RNA from Adineta steineri, 597 nucleotides. The record is from the annotation of a GenBank genome assembly. NCBI's taxonomy places the organism in Eukaryota, Metazoa, Rotifera, Eurotatoria, Adinetida, Adinetidae.